This is a messenger RNA of Dermacentor silvarum, 931 nucleotides long. Its product is annotated as putative nuclease HARBI1. NCBI's taxonomy places the organism in Eukaryota, Metazoa, Arthropoda, Arachnida, Ixodida, Ixodidae. The record is from RefSeq and is a predicted model, not a curated record. The coding region runs from base 208 to 627 and encodes 139 amino acids. The transcript has 2 exons.
CAUCGAUCCCCGCUUCCCCGGAUCCUGCCACGACUCAUACUCCGGAGGCACUCACCACUCUUAGGUCGCCUGGCCACUAACUUUCGACGUGGCGAAUGCGUGCUUGGAGACUCGGGCUACCCCCUUGAGCCGUGGCUGCUGACACUUGUUCCAGGCCAUCCAGGCACCCACACGCCCGAGGGGCGCUACAACCUGGCCCAUGCCUCCAUGAGGAAUGUUGUGGAAAGGGGCAUUGGCGUCUUGAAGGCAAGGUUCCGGUGCCUUCAAAGGCAGCGGACCCUACGGUACCAGCCUAAGGAAGCAGCCACAAUUGUGGCAGCUUGCGCCACUCUCCGCAACAUUGCUUUGAAGGCAGGGGAGCCGGAGCUGCAAGACAGCGACGAUGAGGAGGCCGAGAAGAACCAGCCGCUGCAGCAAGGACGAGUGAGACAGGGCGCGCCUGUAUCGCAAGGACCACACACUUGCCGCCAGGAAACACCCAGAGAGUUGCUCCUGAGGGCAAAGCAGUUGAGGAGCCAGGUGAUCAACCUGUUCUUUGUGGCCCCUACCUGGCGUACAACUCAUUUACGUGCGCUACACCGCCGGCUCAGGCAGCAACAGCAGGUUUCUCGUCCAGCACAACCAUAAAGACAGGUGAGUUCUGUGACAUAUGCGUGGAAAAACAAGCCUAAUAAUGCUUUUGAAAUUAAUUGAAAAGGUGAACCUUCGAAUAGCAGGAUUGAAUUGAAAUUGUUCAUGUGUUAAGCAUUUUCAGAAAUAUUUCUAUUGAUUAUUACUGAAUUCCCCACUGGGGAUUUUUACAGGGCGUGUUACACCGACAGAAGGUUUAGAAACAAUGGAAGACAUGUCAAAGAAGACGUGUUGUUGGGCAGGUUGCUUCGUGAUGCGAAUUCAAAUUCAAGAAGAAAACAAACAAUAGCACAAGUGGUCU